Molecule: messenger RNA, 1414 nt
Organism: Cataglyphis hispanica
Lineage: Eukaryota; Metazoa; Arthropoda; Insecta; Hymenoptera; Formicidae
Gene: SelR
Product: methionine-R-sulfoxide reductase B1
Exons: 3
Coding region: 264-710 (148 amino acids)
Biological process (GO): response to oxidative stress; protein repair
Cellular component (GO): cytoplasm
Molecular function (GO): peptide-methionine (R)-S-oxide reductase activity
Source: RefSeq, a predicted model, not a curated record
UUAUCGCAGGAAAUCGCAUUCGGAGCGCGGUUCAGUCGGGUCCGGUGCGGCGAAGUUGGGCGAUAUAGAGGUGCGCGUGUACUCGCGAGAGCGGCUUCAAGAGCAGGUUCUCUCUCGUAACGACGAAAGUGCGGCAAGCUUACUUGCCUCUCGCGCUAGAACCGUCAGGUGAAACCGCGUACUUCGGCACGCGUAUAUUCGGCUCUAGGGAAAUCCGAUCCCGUCUCAAGAUUCUGCGACUCACGCUCGGCGCUGUCAGGAGGAUGACGACGGUGAUCGACAAGGAGGAGGCGAGGAAACGCUUGACACCGCUGCAGUGGCAUGUGACGCAGGAGAAGGGCACGGAGAGGCCGUUUAGUGGUUGUUACAAUAAGUUUUACGAGAAGGGAACGUACACUUGUAUCGUGUGCGAUCAGGAAUUGUUCUCCUCGGAUACCAAGUACGACAGCGGAUGCGGUUGGCCUGCAUUCAAUGAGGUUUUGGAUCAAGGACGCAUUAAAUUGACCAAAGACACUUCUCAUGUCGGUGGCAAUCUACUACUGCUGAUCGCAAACCCAGAUAUGGUGCGGACCGAGGUGACCUGUUCGAAGUGCGACGCGCACCUGGGACACGUAUUCAAUGAUGGACCGAAACCUACGAGGAAACGUUUCUGCAUCAAUUCCGCCUCUAUAAGCUUCCAUCCGGCGGGAGAGGAGAAAAAGUCUACGUAAAAUAAACUUAUUAAUUUAUAAUACUUCCGAUAUUUAUGUGACUCACAUGUGCAGUUAUUAUAUAUAUAUAUAUAUAUAUAUAUAUAUAUAUAUAUAUAUCGUGUUAUAAAUAUUAUAAAAUACCUCUGAUUUAUAUUUAUAUGCAUUGUAAAGAGAUAGAGCGUAAUAAUCAUUAUUGCAAUACCGUAUAGGCUGUCUCUGUAAAAUAAAAGUUUGUAUUAUUAUUAUUAUUAUUAUAUAUAUGAAAUAUAUAAUGUUUUUAUCACUUUUGAUGCAAUGUGAAUACUAUAUCGUCAUUAAGUAAUCUUUCUACGUCAAUUAUUAUAUAUUCCUUCGAUUUAUUCUAAAAUUUAAUAUAAUUUUUGCAUAUAUUCGCGAAUAUUUCUUUCUACGUUACAGCUUCUACAAAAGUUUACCGAGUAUUCUAUUUACAUGCAGAGAUAAAACGUUUCCGACCAACUUUGCACAUGCGACGAGAAGCUAAUUCUAUGUUAUCAAUUUUAGAAUCGUAUUGUGUACUGCUUUCUCUCUCGAUAUUACAAAUAUACUAUGUACAUAUCCGUAUUAAAGAGAACAUUGUUUAACUCCCACACAAGAUGUAUGUACAGUAUAAUGUGAUGUGAGAAAGCGCGCGAUAUUAAAAAGAUGAUGAAAAUGUCUAAGCAAAGAAUGUUAUUUUUUCAAUAAACGCCAUAUGUAAAAUA